This is a messenger RNA of Danaus chrysippus (African queen), 3033 nucleotides long. NCBI's taxonomy places the organism in Eukaryota, Metazoa, Arthropoda, Insecta, Lepidoptera, Nymphalidae. The record is from the annotation of a GenBank genome assembly.
AUGCCGAACCCAAACGGAAAUGUGCCACAAUAUAUGGCCCAACUUCUGGAAGAGCUGGGAUGGAAUCAAGGAACUAGAAUUCCUUUAGCCAACCCUGACAAUCAAAAUUUGGAGACCCUCCUAAUUGAUAGGCAAAAUGAGAUACAGCGCUUGAAAGAAGCUCUCAUUUUACAAAAUCAAAAACAAGAUGAUCUUAACAAAUACAAACACCAUGUUCAAUCAGAAUAUCAGGAAAAUACGCGUUUAUUAUUUGCACACAAGCAGCAGUUGGAGCAAGAGGUGAAAUUGCGACAACUCUCAUGCAAUGAGGCUGACAGACUUGAUAGAGAUGUAAAUGACUUUAAUAAACAGGAUAAUACUAUAACAACAAGAAUUGAUAAGCUUCAAAGUGGUAUCGCCAAAUUACUAAAGAAGGCUGACACUCUCAAGAGUGAGGUGUGUGGUGAGCGUGGAGCUUUGCAGGAAUGGAGAGCCGCCCUCGAAAGAAGUGCCGACGACAUCACAGCUAUAGAACAGUUUACUAAACAAGACCUGUCUAAAGCCAAAGCACUGGAGACAAAAAGACAGAAGCUCAAAAUGGAGCAUGACCAUAUGCAAGAACGUCUCAAUCAACUUGUUUCCAAUCUCAAUGCAGAAGAGAGGGCUUGUGAAAGAAUAUCUGUUCAGGUGAUGGAAGGUAUGGAACAAAGAAAACAAAUGAUGAAUAUGUGGGCCGGUGCUGUAGAGAAUCUACGCCAACGAGAUACAGACAUAAGACACAUUAGAGAGGACUAUGCUGUAUUAGAAGCAGAGGCAAACAAUCUCACCGAGCAGUGCCGCUUGCAGCAGACAUUCUGUCAACAGCAACAGGGACAUAAUGCUGAUGCUGUUAAAGAGAAUAUGGCCAUAAUGCAAACACUGAGCAACACGCGGAUGGCAUACCAGCAGACUCUUGAAAUGAACACAUCACUAGAUAGUGAGGUCCACAGCUUGCAACGAGAACUCAGCAACUUGAAUAUAGCCCUUGAGAAGCUGCAUAUGGAGAAUAGACAGCUCUUUGAAGACCAACAUAAGAAAGAUGUCGCUCUACAAACACUUUCAACUAAGAUCAAAGAGCUGAAAGAAAAGUUAGCUGAAUCAACAGACAAAUCAAAAUGUUCAGAAAAACGUGCCAAAGAGUUAGAGGAUAUGUUGAAUGAAGAAGAACGUUUUGCGAGUCAGUUAACUGUGAAUCAACAACGGGCUAUGCAUUGCUCGUUUAUAGAACAACAGAAAUUAUUGACUCUGCAGAAUGAGGAGAAGCUGUUUCAUAUGCAACUAAAAGCCUCUAAAGCAAUAAUGAGCAAGUUAGACACGAAACAACGUGGUGUGGAAAGAAAUCUACAGAGUCAGAAGGAAUCUCUCUAUGCUAUUUGUUACCAAGUAGAGACAAUAGGUGCGAGGGUGUCUCACAUGGAAGGUGCUCAGGCUGAGAGAGAGUGUUCGGCUGAAUUAAUGACUAGGGAGAAUAGAUUGAAGGAGGUGUUGUCCCGUCACGGGGCUCGCGUGGCGCUGCUGGAGCGACACUCGGCGAGACUACACGAUGAUAUGAGGAGACUGUCACGAGAAUUGGACCAUAAGGGACUAGAACAUACUAAACUGCAAAGUCGCCUGAAGACGUCGAUGCUGAACGUGUCCGGCGGCGACAAGGAGGUGAAGGCUCGUCGCGAGGCGUGGCGCAGGCUGCGGGUGGAGGAGGCGCUCAUGAGGCUGAGGGUGGCGCACGCGACCCGCGGACUGUACGGCCUGCACGACGCCGCGUACAGCCUCGACGACCAGAGGCUGCAGCUGGAGGCUGCCAUGAACGAGAGACUAGUGGAAAUCGCAGCUCGUCGUGAUAUGUUCGCUGUACAAAGACGAGCUUUGUUAGAGGACUGCGGACGACUGAAGAGUGACAUACGAGAAAGGGAACAAAGAAUAGAGCAGCUGAUCAAGAGAUAUGAAAUAUUCAUCGCGUCCCUGGGUAAGGACGAGUCGGGCCAACAGAUGUCGGUUACAUUCUUCAAGAUUAAGUUCGCAGCGGAGCGUGCGGAGUUACGCGAGCGUGGCGCGGCGCUGGAUGCUGACAUCGGAAGACGAGAGAAAGACAUCUCCGCGCUAGAGGCCACACUGAGGGUCGUGCAUGCAGCACACAGACACUUCUUACAUAACGUGGCGCCACUGGCUGACGAUACCCCGGAAAUGGAGGAAGUGGCAGAUCUCAACACUUCUUACUAUGCCAAGAGGGAUGAACUUAAAAAACUGAAUGCUAGGAUCGCUGAAUCUGAACAAGCUGUCUCAGAGCUAAGUUCCCGUCUGACAAUGCUUAGCGAUAAAUGCAAACAGUUAACAGCUAGAGAAUCAGAUUGUGAGAGUGAGUUGGAGAGUGUAAGAGAUAGAUUGGAGAAACAAGAGAGUCGACUGCUAAAGGCGCAUGAAAUCGUUAAGACGAACGCUCGCAGAGCCAAGAAACUUGUAGAGGGCGCGGACGAUUGGCGAAUAUUUCAGCUAUCGCUGUGGGUACGUAACUACGGCGAGGCGGCGUACAACGCGCUGGUGUCUUUAUCUGAGGCGGUGGGUGGAUCGGACGCCGCGUCUCAGCUGGCCGCCAUGUUGGCCGCGAGGAGGAUACACACGCUACUAGCGCCGCACCAGAGACGACUUGAUACAAUAGUACAGAAAAUGAUAGCAGAUGCCCAAUCGGCAGCGAAGGAACGGCCUGCUGUAGUUGAAGAGAGUGUAUUCUCAUCAUCCGCGACAUCUAGCGGCAGCGGCGUGAGUGUCGCCACCGGACACACAAGACGACUGGCGGCCUUCAGGAGAAUGUUAGCACCGAAAGUACAGGAACACGCGCUACUCAACAAGGAUGAUGUAGUGGCUGGAAUAAGAACUACCGAGGCCAAACAACAUGGGGAUCUCAAUAGUGAGAAGACCAUGUGCCGAUCUGGUGUACUCAUUACCGAGAGCGCAACAUGCACAACAACAUUUCACUUCACUUUGCCAAAUUGGUCUUUCACUAAUUUGAAACAGCAUUAG